Mus caroli (Ryukyu mouse) is the source of this 4529-nucleotide messenger RNA. It is a transcript of the gene Usp46, whose product is annotated as ubiquitin specific peptidase 46. NCBI's taxonomy places the organism in Eukaryota, Metazoa, Chordata, Mammalia, Rodentia, Muridae. Gene Ontology annotation, molecular function: cysteine-type deubiquitinase activity. Gene Ontology annotation, cellular component: cytosol; nucleus. The record is from RefSeq and is a predicted model, not a curated record. Gene Ontology annotation, biological process: protein deubiquitination.
CCAACCCCACUGCAAGCCGGCCCCAGGCCGCCUCGCCGCCACCCGGCCUCGCUGCGCGCCACCAUGGACAGUCCCGUUUUCCCCUGGUAAAGAUGGCGGUGCGCGAUCGCUGCAACCUUUAGACUAAUGACUGUCCGAAACAUCGCCUCCAUCUGUAAUAUGGGCACCAAUGCCUCUGCUCUGGAAAAAGACAUUGGACCAGAGCAGUUUCCGAUCAAUGAACACUACUUCGGAUUGGUCAAUUUUGGAAACACAUGCUACUGUAACUCCGUGCUUCAAGCGCUGUACUUCUGCCGGCCGUUCCGGGAGAAUGUGUUGGCAUACAAGGCCCAGCAAAAAAAGAAGGAAAACCUGUUGACAUGCCUGGCAGACCUUUUCCACAGCAUUGCCACGCAGAAGAAGAAGGUUGGCGUCAUCCCACCAAAGAAGUUCAUUUCAAGGCUGAGGAAAGAGAACGAUCUCUUUGAUAACUACAUGCAGCAGGAUGCUCACGAGUUCUUAAAUUAUUUGCUAAACACUAUUGCGGACAUCCUGCAGGAAGAGAAGAAACAGGAAAAACAAAACGGGAAGUUAAAAAACGGCAACAUGAACGAACCAGCCGAGAACAAUAAGCCAGAACUCACCUGGGUCCACGAGAUUUUUCAGGGAACACUCACUAACGAAACUCGAUGCUUGAACUGUGAAACUGUGAGUAGCAAAGAUGAAGACUUUCUUGACCUCUCUGUCGAUGUGGAACAGAACACCUCCAUCACCCACUGUCUGAGAGACUUCAGCAACACAGAAACGCUGUGUAGUGAACAAAAAUAUUAUUGUGAAACAUGUUGCAGCAAACAGGAGGCUCAGAAGAGGAUGAGGGUAAAAAAGCUGCCCAUGAUUUUGGCCCUGCACCUCAAGAGGUUCAAGUACAUGGAACAGCUCCACAGGUACACCAAGCUGUCUUACCGGGUGGUCUUCCCUCUGGAACUCCGGCUCUUCAACACCUCCAGCGAUGCUGUGAACCUGGACCGCAUGUAUGACCUGGUUGCUGUGGUCGUUCACUGUGGAAGUGGUCCUAACCGUGGGCAUUACAUCACCAUCGUAAAAAGUCAUGGCUUCUGGCUGUUGUUUGAUGACGACAUUGUAGAGAAAAUAGACGCUCAAGCCAUUGAGGAAUUCUAUGGGCUAACGUCAGAUAUAUCAAAAAAUUCAGAAUCUGGAUAUAUUUUAUUCUAUCAAUCAAGAGAAUAACUUGGUGGAGCGCGAGACUCAUUCAAGCAGGGAAAUACUCCAAGCACUAGAGCCGUGGUUUCUCUGCAGACCUCUCCUCCCCCCCAGUGGCCCGCUGAUGUCAUCACUAUGAUGCGCACUGGUCCGGCAGUGUUAAACUUCCUUCCUUCCUUUGUGUUUUUUACAUGCAGCACUACUCCUGACUCUGUUUUGGUCUGAGGUAGAGUUAACUGCAGUCGGAUUAUAUAGUCAGAUUUACAUGAAUAACUGUUGCUAAUUUUAAGAUUGGGAUGAAUGGUUAAUGCCGCUUGUCACAUCUGGCUAAACCAGAGUGAUAUUUCCUGUAAAUGUCACAGUCCAUACUGAGUGUUUGGUAGGCUUCCUGAAUGGUUUCUGGGGGCCCCCCUUCCCAUGCAUUCCUUUGACAGGUCCCUGAAAGCAUUGCUACCCGUUGUUAGCAUGCCUGCCUCCUCUGAUGGGAGGAGUUGGGUAGAUAGAUAUUCAUCUGUUAGGGUUGCAACCAUAGCUUUACGUUUGUGCAAGUGAAAAUGUUUAAAAGUGAGUGGCCUAGAUGCCAAAAUCCUCCUCCACAUUGGAGCAAGGUGAGGUAAGGCUGUCAUUGGUAGAUGGCGUUUGCACCCAACUGUGCUUACCUAGCUGGUAGAAUCCCAGGGGCUAAGACAUUUUGGAGCUCAGGGCAGGCAAAGCCAAAUGGAAGAUGUUUUUUGUGGUCAGUGAGAAGUUACUUAUCUUUCUACCAAAAGCCACGUUUCUGGAAAAUAGCUUGAUGCUGUUCAUUUUUAGGAAUGAUUUUCUUCCAUCAGGUCCUGUAGUUGUCUUCUUCUCAUGUUUGGUACCGCUAAGCUUUUCAAACUGUCUUUUCAAUCCUGCUGAUGUUUUUUAGUCAGUGGCACCAGGGCUGAGACAUUAGCUGACUGCCUCUGGCAGGGCUCUCUCUAGCCAGUCAACAUCAGCAUCUUUCCUAGAUGAGGAAGACGAGGAAUCAAGAACUCUGUUCACCUUGACAACCAUCAGCAGAUUGUACAGCUUCUUGCUUCUUAUUCUUCUUCUUAUUUUUUUUUUUAACAUUCAGUCUAUUUAUGGAGGCACUGGUGAGUUUUGCUGGAGUUAGUGCAGUGUGAGGUGGGUCACAGGAAGUGUUAGGAGGUGGGUGGAGAGGUAAGAUGGUGGCUCAGAUUCCUAGAAUGCUUGACAAGACAGUUUCCAGGAAGAACCUUAUCUCACCGUUUCCCCCUUUUGUUAUGUGUGUAUUUAUUAGAGCAUUUGCAUACUGGUACCUUUUAUUAAAAGGGUUGAUUUGGUGUUUUACCAUUGAAUGGAUCUUGGUUUUCCUACAAAUACUAUGGGUCAUAGUCCUUGGCUUCCUUUUGGGAUGUCAGUUGACUUCUACACACGUUAAUAUACUGUGAAUGUGUUGUGUUGCGACGUACUACGUCGGCGAAUGAACAUGCAAACUCGUGGUGUAAUGUGAACUCAAAAACUGCAGUUGAAAUCAUCAGUGGCCAUUUUGCAGCAGGAAGAGGAUAGCACUUUAUCUAGGUGAAAACUGGACUCCUUAUUUCUGAAAUAUCUUGAAUUGUUUGUGACUCGGAACUUCAGCAUGCCGACGCUUCAUUUGUUCACGCUUCAAGGGCCAUGUCUCAUUCUUCACUGGAGCAGACGAAACAGGGUUGUGUCAUGUUACUCUCUUAUGCAAGUGACGAAAAUGGACUUUGCCUUGGUUAGAGGCAAUGCAUAUUUAUAAAUAUUUUGUCUUUAUUUCCCCCCUCCAUGAAGCAUAUUUAUUAAUCACUUACAUGGAUGGUGAACCUUCAUUCUUUAAGGUGAGGCACUUUUUCAAGUGUAAGGGAUUGAUGGCCUGAGAUAUUUGUAUACAUACAGCCAUAUACUUCACUGUGGGUUACAAAGGUUAAAAAAAAUGGCUACUGGUCUCUAAUAUAUUUGGAACUGAUCAUAGAACAAAAACUAUUAAAACUAUCUUUGAAACAACUCUUGCAGCUAAUUUAUUAGACAAAAAUGUUUCAAAUGGAAGCCCAAAUGCUAUUGUAAGGUUCGGCACAUUUUUCUCGUCUUUCUUUUUCUUCCUUUCUUUUGUUCCUGUGAGCAUGUAAAGUAUUCCCCAGCAAUGUAACCAAAGUCGUUGCUUUUAAUGGAAAAAAGUAAGUUAAAAUUGAGUAUCUGUGAAGAGGUUUUGGAACCGAAGGAGAUGAGCGAUCGCUGAAACUAUCGUACUGACAUUCAUUUGGUUGUAUGGUGCUGGGAAAGAAGACCGGAGAAGACCAAACACACAUCUCCAUCAACACUCCAUCAGUUUAUCCAGUAUAGAACGAUCUGGUAGUGACUUACCUCUUUCUCAAUAAAGAAAACACAAGGCAGCUCUGUCCCAUGCCCCAUCCUUUUUUUUCCCCACAGAGAAGUCAUGUUCUAACUUACUUUCCCUGGUUCCUAGUAUUAAGCAGGGGAUGACAGUGGCUGUGAGACACGUGAGACCAAUCCCAGGGCACAGAGAUAGCACAAAGACCCAGCAACAGUCCCCGAUGGGGGUCUGUAUGUCCUUUCCCCCAGCAGGAGUGAUUAAGCCUGCUGAAUUUUCUUAAUUUCUGUAAAAGCUGGGUACUUAAAAAGAAACUUAAAAUUUUAAAAAUUUAAAAAGUGUCUUUCAAGAGACUUUAACAUUUUUUUUAAAAAAAUGAAAUGUUUCUUUGCUACUUUAUCAUCUAGAGUAUGGUGCAGUAUGCUGAAUCUUUUGUUUCAAAGCAAAUGUUAGUGAAAAGCUGGUGUGCAUAGUCUUGUUACAUUGAUGCAGUUUUUCCCAUUCCAAGGUCUCAUCAGGUAGACUGGCUUGAAGAAAGCCGGGAAGAAUGCCAUCAGGGUGUUAGUCUGAAUAGGAAGCCAUUCCCACAUGGUUUCAUGUCCCGUUUAUAUUUUGGGCAUAACGGAAAAUGGAAAAUGACAGCAGAGGCCCCUGUGCAUGGUUUUCAUGGGUGCCCUUAAUCUCAUGGGCAUGCCUAACUUGAAAGUCUGUUCUAACUGGCGCUUAAGGCUUAUUUUAGAUACUGGAGUGUAGCUUUAUUAUGGAUGGAUUUUUAUCUUUUAAACAUUUCAUUUUGAUCAACUUUGUAUAUUCAUGUGUAUUAAAAUAUCGUGGCACUAAAUGUCCGCCCCCCCUUCCCCCCCCAUCCCCCGUUUGCUGUACCUGGUCGGCAUUUGCCGGCACCAUCGUGGUUAGCUCAUGCAAAUGCCAUGGGCCAGAGACAAUUAUUGCCUAUUUUUCUGCCUAAUUAAAUUUCUGUUUUCUAGUA